Molecule: messenger RNA, 345 nt
Organism: Naegleria lovaniensis
Lineage: Eukaryota; Heterolobosea; Eutetramitea; Acrasida; Naegleriidae
Exons: 2
Coding region: 1-345 (114 amino acids)
Biological process (GO): mitochondrial electron transport, NADH to ubiquinone
Source: RefSeq, a predicted model, not a curated record
AUGACUCUUUUAUCACCAUUCUCUCAGCGUAUUUUUAAAUUGUACAGAAGAGCUUUGCGAGAAAUUUCAUACAGUGCCGAAAGGGAUCUUUUCUGUGUGGAAGCCCGUAAAAUUCGAGAGGAAUUUGAGAAACACAGAGGAGAGCAAGAUACCUCAAAAAUUGAAUUCCUUUUGCAACGAGGAGAAUACUGGGUUGAAGAAUAUACUCAUCCGGAUCCAUACCAUAUUCCAGACAAGGAGGGUGGAUGUGCUUUCUUGAGAUAUCCCGAAUUAGACAAGGAGUUCUUGAAGAACCAUUCGAUGGUCACUCUCACCGGCAAAGCAUACUCCAACGAGGGAUGGUAG